Messenger RNA from Nicotiana tabacum (common tobacco), 1050 nucleotides. The record is from RefSeq and is a predicted model, not a curated record. NCBI's taxonomy places the organism in Eukaryota, Viridiplantae, Streptophyta, Magnoliopsida, Solanales, Solanaceae.
AUGGCAAUGAUAAGAGGGAGUCUGAGUGUUUCAUAUAAGGAGUUGCCGAAGUAUUUUUAUAUGUUGGAGCAUACAAAUCCAGGAACGGUUACAAAGUUGCACAAAUCAGAAGAUGGAUGCUUUCUUUAUGCAUAUGUUUCGUUAUAUGCAUCUAUCAAGGGUUGGGAGCAUUGCAGACUGAUAAUGGUUGUUGACGGAAGUUUCCUUAAAGCAGCAUAUAAGGGUACCAUAUUGACUACUUGCACACAUGAUGGAGCUGGUGAGUUGACUGCAUCUACCUUUUUCUGCAGAAAAAUCCUUCCACUUGCAUAUGCAAUUGGAGGUUCAGAGAAUAACAAAUCUUGGGAGUGGUUCUUUGUCCAUAUAAAGGGUACUUUUGGUGUUAGAGAAGGGAUGUGUAUAGUUUCAGAUAGAAACGAAAACAUCUUCAAUGCCACAAAAGCUGUGUAUCCAGAAGUACCACAUUAUAUUUGCAUGUUUCACUUAUGGCAGAAUAUAAAGCGCACAUUCAAAAAACAGCACAAACAAUUGAAGGAUAUCUUCUUUGUUUUGGCUAGAGCUUACACGAUAAAGAAGUUUGAGUACCAUAUGACAGAGAUGUGCAAAAUUGAUCCAAGGGUGCAACCUUACUUGUUCGAAAUUGGCUACGAAAGGUGGUCUAGAGCAUAUUCUAAAGUGAAAAGGUCGAUGGUAAUGACUUCCAAUAUUGCAGAGUCAAUUAAUGCAGCAAACAAGGAUGCUAGAGAGUUACCAGUAAUGCGAUUGCUGGAGUACAUGACAAAUUUAUUACAACAAUGGAACAACAAAAAUAGAAAAAGUGCAAUGGAGACAUCUACAGAGCUUGGCGAAAAUUAUGACAAACUCUUUCGGGAAAAUCUGAUUACAUCGGAGCAAAUGACGGUGAGGCCUGCUACGGAGCAGUUAUAUACUAUGUUUGAAGGGGUAGGGCAAAAUAUAGUGUGCCUUGAAGAGGCAACAUGCAGUUGCGGAAAAUUUCAAAUGGAUGAACUUCCAUGUCCGCAUGCUUGGGCGGUUUUGAAGAAUCAGUAG